AUGCCGCUAUUUGAUACCCAAAGACCACCCUUCUGCUCUAACCAGCUGCACGCUUGGUCUGAUAACGUCGAACCUCGGAUGCGGAACCGCUAUGGGGAGUAUUACGAGCGAUUCAAUACUAUACAAAUCCCUAUUCUCGGGGAGAGCGAUUAUUUUGAUAAUGCCAUCGAGGUAGCAAAGCUCGCUUAUGGCCAGGAAGCCGAGUUUAAGCGAAUCUUUACAGAGAGGAACACAAAACGGCGGGAGAAGUUAUUAUCCCAAAUAGCUCAGAUUACAAGCCAAGUUAUAUACAUAGAUGAGAAUUUUCCAUGUAAAGAUGCCCGAAAUACAGUAUCUGAAGUAUGUCAAACUGGCUGCCUUCUGGAUUUUCUACGGCUUUUGAAGGGUAUUACCUAUGGCUGGGAAGCGGACGUUGCAGAAGAUGCGCAGCUGAAUAGCGGAACAUAUCUCAAUGACGAGAUACAGAGCUCUACCGAAAAAUCACAACCCAUGGAUGAUGAGAGGAUACAUGGCGCUCUUGAUGGGAAGGCCGAUACCUAUCACUACGAGAUAGAUUCUGAUUCCAAAGGCGAGACGCAACUGAUCGACGAUUUUUUCUAUUAUAAGGCUCUUAGGGAAGAGCAGCCAUCGACAAGUGCAACUUUUUAUCUAGGCACCUACACGUUUACCCGAUAUACGACACCUACGUCCAAUGGCACGACCCAUAAUCCCAAUGUUUCGGCGAGCGAUACAUCCACCUCAGAGAAUCAAAACAAAAAAAUACCUACUGCGCAAGGGAAAAGAAAGAGAGGUCAAUACGAUGAAGAUGUUAUUGACGCAUCUUUUCAACAGGCGAUAGACGGAAGCGCGACUGUUGAGAAACCUCUACCGAAUGAUGGUUAUUAUUGUGUCUCCAAACGCCAAAAACUUAAGAUUCCUUCUCCGCUUGAAUCAACGUCUACCAAUUUGCCUCCCCAGCUUGUUACGCACAAAGGCACAUCUAGGAAACGAUCUAGACAUAAGAAUCGCAAUGAUUACGAUGAUUAUGAUGACUACGAUGAUGACCAAGACCAGGGGCAUAAACAUAAACGUCGAAAACUGGAGACUCCUUCUAUACGAUACGUUAGAGACCCCGAAGCCGCUGUCACGAAGACCAGACUUGAACAUAAUACCUGCCGAAAAGGAAAGAAGUCGUCCUUUCAGAUGUCACGCUCUUCAAGGCCGAACACCAGGUCCGCAAAGAGAGAAGAGCCCUUUUGUGAGUUGGAUCACUCGGGCACAAAGCGCUCUGUAUAA
This is a messenger RNA of Trichoderma harzianum CBS 226.95, 1275 nucleotides long. RefSeq lists its product as hypothetical. The transcript is spliced from 2 exons. The coding region runs from base 1 to 1275 and encodes 424 amino acids. The record is from RefSeq and is a predicted model, not a curated record. Lineage: Eukaryota; Fungi; Ascomycota; Sordariomycetes; Hypocreales; Hypocreaceae.